This is a messenger RNA of Penicillium alfredii, 504 nucleotides long. Its product is annotated as DNA-directed RNA polymerase II subunit RPB7. The transcript is spliced from 3 exons. NCBI's taxonomy places the organism in Eukaryota, Fungi, Ascomycota, Eurotiomycetes, Eurotiales, Aspergillaceae. Gene Ontology annotation, biological process: positive regulation of nuclear-transcribed mRNA poly(A) tail shortening; positive regulation of translational initiation; DNA-templated transcription. The record is from RefSeq and is a predicted model, not a curated record. Bases 1 to 504 code for a protein of 167 amino acids. Gene Ontology annotation, cellular component: RNA polymerase II, core complex; P-body. Gene Ontology annotation, molecular function: single-stranded DNA binding; single-stranded RNA binding; translation initiation factor binding.
AUGUUUUUCCUCAAGGAAGAGACCAAAAUCAUUUCGCUGCAUCCGUCCUAUUUUGGACCCAACAUGCGCGAGUACCUCAUCGCCCGACUCAACGAGGAAGAGGAAGGACGGUGCACUGGCGACCACUUUGUGAUUUGCGUGAUGGACAUGGUUGACAUUGGCGAGGGACGGGUGAUGCCCUCCAGUGGACACGCAGAGUACACCAUCAAGUACCGCGCGAUUAUUUGGAAGCCCUUCCGGGGCGAGACGGUUGAUGCCAUUGUCACUUCGGUCAAGCCCACAGGAAUCUUUACUCUGGCGGGUCCGUUGUCCGUCUUUAUUGCGCGAAAGAACAUUCCAUCCGACAUCAAGUGGGAGCCGAACACCGUGCCCCCGCAGUAUACCGAUCACGCAGAUCAAGUGAUUGAGAAAGGAACCAGUCUGCGCCUCAAGAUCCUUGGUGUCAAGCCCGAUGUGGCUGCCAUCAACGCCAUUGGCACGAUCAAGGAGGACUAUCUUGGGUAG